AUGGCGACCAAGACAAUGCGCGCCGUUGUUUUAAAAGGAGUUGGCAGGGUUGUCGUCGAAGACCGACCACGUCCGAGCCUGCAAGAAAAUACGGAUGUGAUCAUAAAAGUGACAUCCUCGGGUCUCUGCGGUUCUGAUCUUCAUUGGUAUCAUGGCCGUCUCGAUGUGGUAUCGGAGUUCGUAAUCGGUCACGAAGUUGUUGGAACAGUGGAGGAAAGGGGCUCCGACGUGAAGCGCCUACAGGUCGGAGACAAAGUUGUUGUCCCGUUCUGUACAGCAUGCUCAUCGUGCUACUACUGUCAAUUGGGAGAGUCGGGCCGCUGUACGAAAGGUCUGAUGCUCGGCCUGCCGGGGCAGCUUGAGGGUGGUCAAGCAGAGUUCGUGAGAGUACCUCUAGCAGACACAAGUGUGGUUAAAGCCCCUGACACAAUUCCCGAGCAGAUGCUUGUGUUAAUGGCAGAUAUCAUGCCGACUGGAUAUUUUGCCGCCUCACGUUUCGUGAAGGACCUUCCUCUGAGCCGUCGCAAUGAGAUGACUGCCGUUGUGAUUGGAUGUGGCCCAGUCGGUAUAUGUGCGAUCGCAACCGCCCUCACAAUGGUCAAACAUGUUUACGCCAUCGACUCGGUGCCCGGUCGCCUUGCGGAAGCCGCGAAAGUCGGGGCUAUCCCACUCAACCUCAACGAAGGCCCCAUUGAAAAGAUAAAGUCCGUCACUGAAGGCCGAGGUGCGGAUGCUGUCAUGGAGGUUGUAGGACAUACUGACGCUUUGAUGCUUGGGCUAGAAUUGGUCAGACCAUACGGGACACUCAGUUCCGUGGGAGUACACACGGAUACUAUUCCCUUGCAAGGGCUGACUCUGUACGGCAAAGGCGUAAAAAUGGGAUUCGGCAGAUGUCCAGUCCGGAGCGUUUUUGAUGACGCACUGAAUGUCCUCGUGAAACAGCAAGACAAGCUUGCCUUUUUGUGUUCAGUGAAGAUGUCUCUCGAAGAUGCGGCACAGGCUUACGAGGAUUUUGCCGCUAGAAAAGUCCAUAAAGUUGUGUUCGACGUGGCUAGUCUAGCGAAAGAGCAGGCAUGA
Exophiala aquamarina CBS 119918 is the source of this 1077-nucleotide messenger RNA. RefSeq lists its product as uncharacterized. The record is from RefSeq and is a predicted model, not a curated record. Gene Ontology annotation, molecular function: zinc ion binding; oxidoreductase activity. NCBI's taxonomy places the organism in Eukaryota, Fungi, Ascomycota, Eurotiomycetes, Chaetothyriales, Herpotrichiellaceae. The transcript is spliced from 4 exons. The coding region runs from base 1 to 1077 and encodes 358 amino acids.